Messenger RNA from Ricinus communis (castor bean), 3039 nucleotides. RefSeq lists its product as uncharacterized. NCBI's taxonomy places the organism in Eukaryota, Viridiplantae, Streptophyta, Magnoliopsida, Malpighiales, Euphorbiaceae. The record is from RefSeq and is a predicted model, not a curated record. The transcript is spliced from 20 exons. Gene Ontology annotation, cellular component: nucleus. Bases 209 to 2809 code for a protein of 866 amino acids.
AAAGGAGGAAGGCAUAGGCAGCCGACACAGUGCGGAUUAUAACUCUGCUCGCCUCUCGCCUCUGUCAAACUGUUUGCUGAAGUGAUUUUUCGGUUCUCUUUUCCCCUUAAUUUUUUUGUCGAAUUUGAGCUUCAAAACAGAAGCUUAAGCUACUUAAAGGAGUAUCGGUAAUCAAUUGAAAGGUUCCGUUGUGUAAUUCGAGGUGAAAAUGGCAAAGACUAAAGCUUCCUCAAAGAAGCAGCAAAAGCGUGGUGUUGAUUUCAAGAAAAUUAAGCGAAAGCUCGGAAGAAAAUUGCCACCUCCUAAGAAUGCUACAAACACUGAAAUUAAAUCCAAAGCAAUUGUUCUUCCUGAGCAGAGUGUGGCCUCUGAUAAAGCUGGUUUAGCUGUUAGCAAAAAAGGCUUGACUUUGAAAGAGCUUCUUCAACAAACUUCCCAUCACAAUGCAAAAGUCCGCAAAGAUGCAUUGAAUGGUAUGAGAGAUUUAUUUCUGAAGUAUCCAGAAGAAUUGACAAUGCACAGAUAUGCAGUUAUGGAAAAACUACGAGAGCGCAUCAGUGAUGAUGAUAAAAUGGUUCGGGAAACCCUUUAUCAACUUCUUAAGUCAGUGGUUUUACCUGGCUGUAAAGAGGAUAAUCAAGUGCCUUUCAUUUCUUUAAUGAUGGCGUACAUUUUUAAUGCAAUGACACAUUUAGCAGUUGAAGUUCGGCUUGCAGCUUUUAAGUUUUUCGAUCUUGUUCUGCAGCAUCAUCCACUUGCAUUUUCCCUAUAUGCUGAAAAGGUUCUUCAAAAUUAUGGGGAUAUUCUGCGGAAGAACCCAUUUUAUUUGGAAGACAAGGGCAAGCUGAAGAACGUGCUUGCUGGUUUGCAGCGAUGCUUGUCUUUGUUGCCAUCAAAUAAAACAGGAUCUGAUUCAUCUGAGAAGAAAGUUAUUGGCCAAGAUUUGUUGUAUGCUUUUGAGCCUGACACGCCUACAGAAUCUGCUGAGUUAUCUGUCAUCUUCAAUAAACUAAAGGACUUGCUUCCAAUUUUAGUCAAUUGCUUCCAAGAUUUCAUUCCAUUAUUUCAUAGCAUGCCGGUGUUGGAUGCACAAUCAUUUGAUUGCAUGCGGAGCAUACUUCAAAGCAUUGACCUUGUAAUCAGGCUUUUUGUUUAUGAGACUGUAAGGAGUAAUACAGAAUCACAUGCUUCUUUAUGGGAUGAAAAUAUCUUGUUUCUUACACUGAAGAAAAUAUUAGCCGUAUUCCCGCUCUACCCAAUGCAUCACCUUUCAGAGAAGGAUGAUGAGAGAUAUUUUACCUUGAACAUUAUGAUCACUGAAACAUUUUUGCACUUGAGCGAGUGCAUCUGCCCUCCCGCUGACUUGCUAGAGAAAUUUCUUGCGUUUAUAGAGUGUGCGCUGCUUGGAAAGAUCUGCAGUGACACAAGGUCUGGCAGAAUAGUGAGAGAAAAGCAGAUACUUACACUGAUUCCUUUUAUCCCGAAACUUGUAGCACCUGUUACAAGGAAUUGGAAAUCUCACCUUCUACAGGCAUUUACAAAGACAUUCCUCGAGUGCAAUCCAGAGUCCCCAGUAAAGAUGGCUUGCCUUACUGCAAUAGAAGAAAUGCUCUUCUCUGGAGAAGGUGUGCUUUACCCUGAUGUAAGUGAUUCAGAAAUUUUGGACCAUCAAGUCACGUGGAUCAGAGAGCUGCCUCUAUUAUUAAUCCUCUUGGGCAAUAAACAUGCUUCCUCUUCUCAGAUUGUGCUGCAUCUUCUGCUUCGGCUGGGUCAAUGUUCUAUCUUGAACUCCUUCCUCGCAUUGGAAUAUGACAACAUCCAAUACUCACUGCAAGAAUUUUACAGCACAUGUGCGGAAGGGGAUUUGUGCUAUGGUCCUUUCAUAAAGCUUCCUAGGGAAUCUCAAGAACUCUCUAUCUGCUGUCUUUAUUAUUUCUCUCACUUGGAUUCAUUUUUGCUGAAGGCAAUAGCUUCUUGUUGCUUUUGUCCUGAGUUGGAUACAUCAGUAUUGUUUCAGAUGAUAGAGGUUUUGCAUUCAGCUUAUAAAGCUGGUCAUAUUCAGAUAACUGAUCACAUUAGCUUCUUCAUUACUUUGGUCUCCUGUUUCAAAGCUAUGCCAGAAAAUUUGUCUCCUUCAGUGGAGGAAGGCGUGAAGACCUCAAGCUGUAGAACUUUUAAGACAUUGGGCAGGGUUCUUUGCUCAUGUUUGUCAGAGAUGGGUGAUAAUUCUCUAGUUUUUCUGAUACUGGAGAGAAUAAUAAUUGAGCAGAUCUUAUUAACGCCACCUGUAGUCAAUGCCUGUGCUAUGCUGAGAAUGCUUGUUGUGCUAGACUCCAAACCCACAAGACUUUCUGAAGAAAGCAUCACUGCUUUAAGCAAUUUCCUUCCGAAGUAUCUGAUUGAUGUGGUCCAUUAUCCUCUGGGAGAAGCUGACGAGUCCAGACAACGUUAUUAUAUUCUUCCUUGCUUUUUCUUGUUUGAUAGAAGCCAUAAACUUCUACGUCUUGUGUUGAACGCGAUGAGUUCACUGAUAACCGACAGUACUCCACUUUCAUCUGGUGAUCAUGGCCACUCGAGCAGGAUAACGGCUGUUGUUUCUGUCCUACUUCUGAUGCAUAAAGAUUCAAAGAUUGAGCAACUCCUUUCUUUAUUGAGGGCUGAGGUCGACCUCAUCUCGCAAAACAUCUGCUCUGUGCAGUCAUCAGCGGGAAGCAGUCUGAGUGUUGGGGAAAGGCAUAAAAUACAAUGCGCAUUAGAUCAACUAAAGACUAUAACAAGUUCGUUGCCUCAGGAGAUGAAAAAUGCCUAGCGGGAUUUUCCUUUUGUUUUGUUGGCCUUAAUUUAGAGCACAACUAUUCCUGUUAAGUUAAAAAUGGCAGAUAUGCCUACAAUUUUGAGUUUGAAAUAUAACAGUUGAUAGUUAUAGGGAAAUAUUUAUUCAUUUCUUAUUGUACAUAUAGUGGAAAUAGAAUAUAAUUGGUCGUUAUUUAUAACAACUUGUCAAAACCUGGAAAGGUUGAGCUCUUUGUUUCUGUCUUA